Manis pentadactyla (Chinese pangolin) is the source of this 6152-nucleotide messenger RNA. It is a transcript of the gene MSTN, whose product is annotated as myostatin. Bases 134 to 1261 code for a protein of 375 amino acids. Gene Ontology annotation, biological process: SMAD protein signal transduction. Lineage: Eukaryota; Metazoa; Chordata; Mammalia; Pholidota; Manidae. Gene Ontology annotation, cellular component: extracellular region. Gene Ontology annotation, molecular function: cytokine activity; growth factor activity. The transcript has 3 exons. The record is from RefSeq and is a predicted model, not a curated record.
AGAUUCACUGGUGUGGCGAGUUGUCUCUCAGCCUGCACAGGCAUUAAAAUUUUGCUUGGCAUUACUCAAAACCAAAAGAAAAAUAAAAGGAAGGAAUAAGAACAAGAAAAAGAUUUGUAUUGACUUUAAAAUCAUGCAAAAACUGCAAAUCUAUGUUUAUAUUUACCUGUUUAUGCUGAUUGUUGCUGGUCCAGUGGAUCUAAAUGAAAACACCGAGCAGAAAGAAACUGUGGAAAAAGAAGGGCUGUGUAAUGCAUGUACUUGGAGACAAAACACUAAAUCUUCAAGAAUAGAAGCCAUAAAAAUUCAAAUCCUCAGUAAACUUCGCCUGGAAACAGCUCCUAACAUCAGCAAAGAUGCUGUAAGACAACUUUUGCCCAAAGCGCCCCCACUCCGGGAACUGAUUGAUCAGUACGACGUCCAGAGAGAUGACAGCAGUGAGGGCUCUCUGGAAGACGACGACUACCACGCCACGACAGAAACGAUCAUUACUAUGCCCACAGAGUCUGACCUUCUAGUGCAAGUGGAAGGAAAACCCAAAUGUUGCUUCUUUAAAUUUAGCUCUAAAAUACAAUACAAUAAAGUAGUAAAGGCCCAACUGUGGAUAUAUCUGAGACCUGUCAAGACUCCUACAACAGUGUUUGUGCAAAUCCUGAGACUCAUCAAACCCAUGAAAGACGGUACAAGGUACACUGGAAUACGAUCUCUGAAACUUGACAUGAACCCAGGCACUGGUAUUUGGCAGAGCAUUGAUGUGAAGACAGUGUUGCAAAAUUGGCUCAAACAACCUGAAUCCAACUUAGGCAUUGAAAUCAAAGCUUUAGAUGAGAAUGGUCAUGAUCUUGCUGUAACCUUCCCAGGACCAGGAGAAGAUGGGCUGAAUCCCUUUUUGGAAGUCAAGGUAACAGACACACCAAAAAGAUCCAGAAGGGAUUUUGGACUUGACUGUGAUGAGCACUCCACAGAAUCUCGAUGCUGUCGUUAUCCUCUAACUGUGGAUUUUGAAGCUUUUGGAUGGGAUUGGAUUAUUGCACCCAAAAGAUACAAGGCAAAUUACUGCUCUGGAGAGUGUGAAUUUGUAUUUUUACAAAAAUAUCCUCAUACACAUCUUGUACACCAAGCAAACCCCAGAGGUUCAGCAGGCCCCUGCUGUACUCCCACAAAGAUGUCUCCAAUUAAUAUGCUAUAUUUUAAUGGCAAAGAACAAAUAAUAUAUGGGAAAAUUCCAGCCAUGGUAGUAGAUCGCUGUGGAUGCUCAUGAGAUUUAUAUUUGGUUUAUAACUUCCCAAAACAUGGAAGACCUUCCCCUCAAUAAUUUUGAAACUGUGAAAUUAUGUACCAUAGGCUUUAAGCCUAGAGUAUGCUACAGUCACUUAAGCACAAGCUACAGUAUAUGAACAAAGAGAAUAUAAGCAAUGGUUGGUAUUUAACCAUCAAAAUAAAUCAUACAAUAAAAAGCUUUAUGAUUUUCAGAGUUUUUGAACUAGGAGAUCAAAUUGCAUUUAUGUUCAUAUAUAUAUUACAACACAUACAGGUAAACGAAAGCAAUUCUUGUGUUCUGGUGAAUUAAAGGAGUAUGCCUUAAAGUCUUUCUUUACAGUUUCAUUUAAUAUUUACAGAAAAUUCUAUAUAUAUAUAUCAAUAAAACAGAGGAUUGUUAUAUUCCAUCAUUUGAAUCAUCCUUAAACACUUGAAUUUAUAUUGUAUGAUAGCAUACUUGGUAAGAUGAAACUCCUCAAGAACAAGGGUGGUGUACCACAUGCAAAUUUCCAUUCCUAUUAUGACUGGUACAGUACACUAACAACCCAUGCCAAUGGUGCUAAUACAACAGGCCAAGGGCCUGAUGCUAUCAGGUUCAUCAAAGAAAAAACGUUCAGUAAUAUAAUAACUUUCUCCAUUCUUCAGGUGCAUUUUCCCAUACCUCCAAAUGGGGAGUGGAUUUUAAGGAAAGAAGAACCAUUUUUCUAGAGGUCAGCAAUCAAUUCUGUAGCAUACAUGGAGAAACUGCAUUAUCUUAAAGACAGCCAGAAAGUAUUCAUUUUUUAUCAAAAUUUCAAAAUUACAGCCUGCCUUUGCAACAUUGCAGUUUUUAUGAUAAAACAAUGGAAGUGAUUGAUUCUAUCAAUAUUGUAUAGAAAGAUUUUGAAACAAUUGCAUUUAUAUAAUAUGUAUACAACAUUGUUUUGUAAAUAAGUAUCUCCUUUUUUAUUUACUUUGGUAUAUUUUUACAGUAAGGAUAUUUCAAAUUAAGUAUUAAGGCAAAAAGACACAUCAUAUAUUACAGAAAAUCAACUGCUUAUAUUUCAGAGUAAAUUAGCAGAUUAGUGGUCUUAGAACUCCAUAUUCUAAUGGUUAAAUGAUUAUGUUACAAUCAUUUUAUAUUUUUUUAUGUUAUUAACACCCACUUAUGGAUUCAUGAUGGCUGUAUAAUGUGAAUGUGAAAUUUCAAUGGUUUACUGUCAUUGUAUUCAAGUCUCAACGUUCCAUUAUUUUAAUACUUAUAUUAUUAAGCAUACCAAAUGAUUUAAUUCUAUUAUCUGAAAUGUGGAAUAAACUGAUAUCUUAACAAGAAUUGUUAAUUCUAUUUUAUAGUUUAAUAAUGAAUAUAUUUCUGCACAAAUUUACUUUUUUGUAAAUUAGAAUUUUGUUAAUCAAAUUCAUUGCACUUACAAUUAAGUGAAAUUAUUUCUUACAUCUAACAUGUAGAACAAUAUAAAUUAAAGUGUUUUCAUCUUUUUUGAAAGACACAACAGUCUUGUUAUAAUGAUUAAUUCUGGAUUUUUGAUUCUUAGUUUAUUAUAAAAGUCGAAUGGUUUACUACAAAAGUUUGGUUUAGUAAUUUUAGGUCUGCUACUUGAGUUCUCAUGAGUGAAAUUCUUAUUAAAUGGUUCUCAUCAAGUUGCUUUAAACAUGUGAAAGCAAGGACUAGAUAUAUUUGUUUCAUUUGUCUUUAUCUUGACCUAAAAACUAUUUAUAUGUUUUCAUAGGUUCAAUUUCCAAACGCAUUGCAGUUGGCAAGGGUAUAUGGUCCUAGAGUUACAAGUUCUACUGAAGCCAUGGGGGACACAGGGAAGCUAUACCUUUUUCCUAGCACUUUAUGAUACAGGCAUAUUUAGAUGAGCUUUGGGGGCACCAAUUUUCAAACUGAAUUGAAAAAUAAUUAUAGAGUGUCUAGAAAUUCUUAAGUGCAACACUGUACAUAAAUGUUCUUGAAAUAAACUCUCUUCUCCACUCCUCAUCCAUUUAGUAACAACUAUAAAGCAGUGACUAAGUCUUGUGGGGGAGGUGAUUAAAAUUCUAUCUAGUAUUCCUAAAUAAUUUCUAAUUAAUAUAAGUGUAAUUUUUAACCAUCAAUGAUAUUAGGGCAAUUUACACCCAUACAAAGUGUAGUAUUUUUUCUAAUGUUAAUGCUGACAUAUUUAACAUUGAUAAGGCUGGAGCUGUAAGGGUGUUGCCCCUGUGGGGAAAGGAGCCAACCUUGGUAAUAGGGUGAGGCCACUUUUAGUUGCACAAACUACAACUUACUUCUUCCAGGUUGUGGACAUACAUGACUUAAAAGUCUAGGUCAGCAGGCCCAUUAACAUAGUUAGGCUCUGCAGUACAAAAAACUGGGGACCUUGAUCUCUAUAGUGAGGAAGGAACACCCUCAGUUUCCAAGGACCCACUCACGGAACUCUCCAGUCUUUAUACACACUCUUAUCAUGCAGCCUGGGGAUCAUAUCACCAACCUUAUGAAGGGGUUGGCCUUUUUGAAACCCACCUGACCAUGAAAAAAAGAUCAGGACCAAUCUCUUCGGUGAUGACAGGACCUAUGCAUUUCUUUUACGAUGUCUGUCUUAGAAAUGGCAAAGGUACUCUGCCAAUCUGUCUGUGGACAGGUCACUUUCAUUUUUGGCACCCCAAAAAUAUUCAUUUGUGAUAAAUAAUAUUAAUCCCUGAGAUUUUCAGAAAACAUCAUGUGAAGUUCAAUGCAGUUUAUCAGUUUUAAUAUUCUGAAUGUUUUUAAUUACUUUCUAUGCCUCCCCAAAACUUACUUUAGUUCCAAAAAAGCCCAAUAAAAAUAAAAACAGAAAACCCUUUCAAACUCAACAGCUGUUUUUGUAUUCAAGCUCAUUUUUGCACUUCUGUAUAGAACCAUAUUUUCUUAGAAUAAGAAGGCAGUAAUUUGACACUGAAAGUAAGUAAAUUAAAGCUCAAUUAUUCUGUCUGCAAAAUGAAAACAAGUUUAUUUCACUUUAAACUACAACACACACAUUUUAGGAUGUCAGUGACCCUUUUGAAAUCUGUUAAAAACUAGGAAAAUUCUCACCAGGAAAAAUAAAACUCACAAUUUUGUAUAUAAUUUCAGGGAAUUUAGGGCUUUCCUAGAACUCAUUCAUAGAGCUUAGUUUACAAAUCCUUGGGAGGGAUACUGAAUUUUCCAUCUUAGGAUAAAAAUUAUUGUUUAUGAAGUAACAAAAUAUAUUUAUUAAGUCCUUUUUCCCAGUUAGUUUUAGUCAUUAAACAAUUAAAGUGCUGGAAAAGGAAAAUAAAUAUCAAAUCAACCUGGAUGUCUUAACAUGACAGAAAGCCUUACUAUUUACCUAAACAUUUUAUGUUUCUUAAAGAUGAUCCAAUCACCCACUGCAAUUCUAUAGUAGAUUGAACUGGACUGAAUAAAAAGCAUUUCAAAUUCAUAUUUUUUCAUGUGUCAAAAACAAAUCCAAGAAAUCAUCAGGACUUCUGAUGUCUGUGUGUCAGAAUUAGCAAGGUAUGAGAUAAUGAUACUUACUGAGCACCAGAUUUGUGCCAGACACUCUCUGACAAGCUAAGUAUGGAGACAUUACCAUCCCCAGUUUACAGAAGAGAACUCUGAGGAACUAACUGGGAAAUAGGAGGUAUCUUAGCCACCAGCCUAGAUUUGAACUAAGCGCUAUUUGAUAUAAUGAUUCAUUGCUUUGGUUAAUUCUUCACCAAACACUAGUGGAAUACUGAAACUAUAUUUUUUAAUGCUCAUAUUUUGUAAUAUAUCCUUAUUUGGAUUUGGCAUUGGUUUUUGCAUAAGGUUGUGUGGCUGUAUUUUAGUGAAGGAAGGCAGAGUUGAUGUUAAUGAGAAGGUGGAUAAAGAGUAGGUGAUUGGAAAAGCAGAGAAAUGAACACACAGAUAUGGAAAUGGGUGUCAUGGGAUAUGAGAACCAGAGAACAACUCAGAGAUCAUCUAAUUUACAUAUGACAGAAUUGAGGUCUAAAGAGAUAGUUGCCCAAAGUCAUAAUGUGAAUUGGUUCAAGAACUGAGACAAGCUCUCUUAAAUGCCAGCAUAGGAUGGUUGGAGGGUCAGUGUGAGAACAAUGAUCGCAAAAGACAAAACGCAAAAGAGCUAAAACAACAAAAAAGCUCUGACUCAUGGUUUGUUAGCUAGGAAAAGGCAAUACUAGACACUAAAUGUCCUUAGAAUUAUAACAAUUUACAUCUAUUUAUCAAACCUUUUGUUACCCGGGAGAUUUUCUUGGACAAAGAGAUUCUCAUGUGAAAUCUAUAGUAGUGUGUGAUUGUAGCUCUGGGGGAAAGGGCAUUCCCAGCUGGAGCCAAGUCCCCGGUGAACUGCUGAAACCGAAGUAAGUCAAGGAAAAAGGUAGGCUGGGAGAAAGGCUUUUAUUCCUUAUGGUUGCUACCCAGGCCUGGCUACACACGAUUCCUCUGGCUGCAGCUCACGCUCUGCAGCCUCAGUGUACUCCCUACUUCACCCCGCCCCCACCUCACCGACCUGCUCUUUUUAGGAGGAAGUCCAUGGGCGGGUCCUUGGUGACUGGCAGGUGCUGGACCAAUUAUGUAUCAGGAACAGAGGGGAGGAGAGAAUGGUUGUUUUCUCUCCAUCCUUGACCCUGAGGCUGUGGGAGCCUGCAGCAAACACCUAUUGAUAUGAAAAUGGCUAAGGCCAGGCAGAAGAUUCUGGAAUACUGCCAUUUAGCCCACAAUGAUUAAAACUACUACUUAUUGUAAAUAGAAAUAAAAAUUAGAAUAAUAAUAAGUUAAUAAUUAAGACUUCAAAGUGCUUUCACAUUAAUGAUGUCGUUUUAUCUUCGCAAUGUUCAAAGUUAAUUACAUUAUUAUUACAAUACUGAUUUCAUAGAAGGAACCUAGGCUAAAAGAAAUUAAUCAAAUUGCCCAAGGA